AAAAAGAAGAGAAAAGUAGAUUCAGGUAGAUCUUCCUUCCCUCAUCGACAAGGGAAGGAAUCAUUGGAGAGUCAGUCACACACACCCACAAAACCUGUCUCUAGAGAUUGAGAGAGCAAAGCAAAGCGAAUAGUAGAUCAAUGGCGGGUCUAUCUCUCAAGUGCGGGGACUGUGGAAUCCUCCUGAGAUCGGUGGAAGAAGCUCAAGAGCACGCCGAACUCACCAAGCACUCCGACUUCUCCGAAUCCACUGAGGCCGUCCUCAAUCUCGUCUGCUCCACUUGCGGCAAGCCCUGCCGAUCCAAAACUGAGAGUGAUUUGCACACGAAGAGAACUGGCCAUACUGAGUUUGAGGACAAGACUUUGGAAGUGGCGAAGCCAAUAAGUUUGGAGGUUGAGAAAGAUCGAAAUAUGGAGGAUGCUCAAGGCGAGAGUAGUAGUAGUUGUCAGCCUCAGGAAAUGGUUGUUCCAGAAGUUGACCAGAAGCUGCUUGAGGAACUUGAAGGAAUGGGAUUUCCAAAAGCAAGGGCGAUCAGGGCACUUCAUUACUCCGGUAACACCAGCCUUGAGGCUGCUGUGAAUUGGGUAGUUGAACAUGAGAAUGAUGCAGAUAUAGAUGAGUUGCCGAAGGUACCUGUCAACACCAAAAGUGAGGCUGCUCAGCCUUCCCUCACUCCAGAAGAAAUGAAGAUCAAAGCACAAGAACUAAGGGAGCGAGCUCGCAAGAAGAAAGAAGAGGAAGAGAAGCGUAUGGAAAGGGAGAGAGAGAAGGAGAGGAUUCGGGUGGGUAAGGAACUUCUUGAAGCGAAACGGAUUGAGGAAGACAAUGAAAGAAAACGAUUGAUGGCCUUGCGGAAAGCUGAGAAAGAGGAAGAGAGAAGAGCUAGGGAAAAAAUUCGACAAAAAUUGGAAGAAGACAAGGCAGAAAGAAGACGGAAGCUUGGAUUGCCACCAGAAGAUCCUGAUGCUGCAAAGCCUUCUGCACCUGUUGUGGAGGAAAAGAAGAGCUCAUUGCCAGUCAGGCCUGCCACAAAGGCAGAACAAAUGAGAGAGUGUCUACGAUCUCUCAAGCAGAACCAUAAGGAUGACGAGGCCAAAGUGAAGACGGCAUUUAAUACGCUUUUAACUUAUGUGAAGAAUGUUGCGACAAAUCCCAAUGAGGAGAAAUUCCGUAAAAUUAGACUCACUAAUGCCACCUUUCAGGCUAGAGUUGGUGCACUGAAAGGUGGAAUCGAGUUUCUUGAGCUGUGUGGGUUUGAGAAAAUUGAAGGAGGUGAGUUCUUGUUUCUACCCAGAGACACAGUCAAUAAAGCAGUGCUGAACGAAGCUGGGACCGAGUUGAAUAAUGCGAUAAACAAUCCUUUCUUUGGGGUUCUCUAAUCCCAACUUUUAAGUUGAAAAUGCAUACACCGUAAACAUGAGGUUUGUUUUUCAUAUUUCAUAUAAUUUUUAGUUGAAAUGCAUCCAUCACUGUCAACUUUGUUGUAAUGACUAGGACUGAGGGGUUUGUUUUACUUCAUACAUGGAUGCUAAUUGGUGAGUGUUUUUUUUCCCCCCUUCAAAAUUACUAUAAAGUGUUACCCCACAAUAAAAAUUGUUGGUUGGCCUCUACGUUUAUUA
Camellia sinensis is the source of this 1619-nucleotide messenger RNA. RefSeq lists its product as uncharacterized. Gene Ontology annotation, molecular function: protein binding. The record is from RefSeq and is a predicted model, not a curated record. NCBI's taxonomy places the organism in Eukaryota, Viridiplantae, Streptophyta, Magnoliopsida, Ericales, Theaceae.